Pristis pectinata (smalltooth sawfish) is the source of this 3100-nucleotide messenger RNA. RefSeq names its product fem-1 homolog c (gene fem1c). Gene Ontology annotation, molecular function: protein binding. Lineage: Eukaryota; Metazoa; Chordata; Chondrichthyes; Rhinopristiformes; Pristidae. The transcript has 2 exons. The record is from RefSeq and is a predicted model, not a curated record. The coding region runs from base 145 to 1998 and encodes 617 amino acids.
CGGAGCCGGGAGGCAGGACCGGGCGGCGGUCGGGGUGAAGGGAGCGGUCGGCGGCCGGAGCCGGGAGGCGGCUGGGGUGAAGGGACCGGGCGGCGGACGGCGGGAGAGGGCCCGGGCCGAGGCUCCGGAGUGGAGCCACUCACCAUGGACUUCAAGACGGCGGUGUUCAACGCGGCCCGCGACGGCAAGCUGCGGCUGCUGCAGAAGCUGCUGACCGCCAAGAGCCCCGACGAGGUGUCGGUGCUGGCGGCCGAGAAGACCAACGGCGCCACGGCGCUGCUGAUGGCGGCCCGCUACGGCCACCUGGACGUGGUGGUUUACCUGCUGGAGGAGUGCGGCGCCGACGUGGAGCUCGGCGGCUCCGUCAACUUCGACGGCGAGACGAUCGAAGGGGCGCCGCCGCUGUGGGCCGCCUCGGCCGCCGGCCACCUGUCGGUGGUGAGGUCGCUGCUGGAGCACGGCGCGUCGGUCAACAACACCACCCUGACCAACUCCACGCCGCUCAGGGCCGCUUGCUUCGACGGCCACCUGGACAUCGUGAAGUAUCUGAUCGAGCACCGCGCCGACAUGGAGGUGGCCAACAGGCACGGCCACACUUGCCUGAUGAUCUCCUGCUACAAGGGCCACCGCGACAUCGCCAAGUACCUGCUGGAGAAAGGGGCAGAUGUCAAUCGGAAAAGCGUCAAAGGAAAUACAGCUUUGCAUGAUUGUGCUGAGUCUGGGAGUCUGGAGAUUAUGAAGAUGUUGCUUAAGUAUGGAGCCAAAAUGGAAAAGGAUGGUUAUGGGAUGACUCCACUGCUUUCUGCCAGUGUAACUGGUCAUACCAACAUCGUGGACUUCCUAACCCAACACCCACAAACAAGUAAAAUUGAACGUAUCGAUGCCCUGGAGCUACUAGGAGCCACAUUUGUGGACAAGAAGAGAGAUUUGUUAGGAGCUAUGAAAUACUGGAAGAAAGCCAUGGACAUGCGAUACAGUGAUGGGGCUAAUAUCCUUGCCAAGCCAGAGCCCCAACAGUUGAUAAUGGCUUAUGAUUAUGCCAAAGAAGUGAUCUCAGGAGAUGAGCUGGAAGCAUUGAUUGCCGAUCCAGAUGAGAUGAGGAUGCAGGCACUGUUAAUCAGAGAGAGGAUACUGGGUCCUUCGCACCCAGAUACAUCUUACUACAUAAGAUACAGAGGCGCUGUAUAUGCUGAUUCUGGUAAUUUUGAAAGGUGCAUCAACUUGUGGAAGUAUGCAUUGGAUAUGCAACAGAAUAAUCUGGAUCCACUGAGUCCAAUGACAGCAAGCAGUUUACUGUCUUUCGCUGAGCUUUUUUCUUUUAUGCUACAAGACAGAACAAAAGGAGUCUUGGGAACUUCUGUAUCCUUCAAUGAUUUGAUGGGAAUAUUGAGCAAAAGUGUCUUUGAAAUAGACAGAGCCAUGAAGCAGGAACAAGCCCCAUCUGACUUGACACAGUUGAGCAAAGCCCUGUCGAUAAUCUUGCAUCUAAUCUGUUUGUUAGAGAAGGUGAAAUGCAGCUCUGAGCAAGAACAUCUCAAGCGGCAAACGAUCUACAGAUUCCUAAAACUGAACUCUCGAGGAAAGACUGGGUUUUCACCCCUUCAUCUGGCAGUUGAUAAAGAUACUACUUCUGUGGGUCGUUACCCGGUUUGUAAAUUUCCAUCUCUGCAGGUUACUGCAAUGUUGCUGGAAUGUGGAGCAGACUUCAAUGCAAGAGACUUUGAAAACAACAGUCCAUUGCACAUUGCAGCACACAACAAUCACCCAGAAAUCAUGAAUCUUCUAAUUAAAGCAGGUGCACACUUCGACACCACAAACUCCCAUAAACAGACAGCCUGUGAUUUACUGAAAGAGAAGGAAAUGGGAAAAAAUCUGAUCCAGCCAAUCAACCACACAACUUUGCAAUGUCUUGCUGCCCGUGCCAUAGUAAAACACCAAUUAGUUUAUGAAGGACAGAUUCCAGAAAAACUGGAGGCUUUCAUUUUACUUCACAGAUGAUUUGAACAAUUUUUUGAAUGUCUGUAAAUAUGAGAGGAAAUUGGUCAUAUGCUUUAGUUCAUCUGUACGCUAAAGGAUGUUGAAUAGAUUCAGCAGCUUUUAGUGAAUUUUGACUGCAUGUUGUUUUUGCUGCCUUGGUCACCUUGCACCCAGUUCAUGCACCGUGAUAAUGCAUGUGUGUAAUGUAUAUUGUAUCUGUUCAUCAGUAUUUUAAUAGAUGUCUGAAGAUGUAUGCUGCUUUGCUUUUGGUUUAACUUGGGAUUGAUUAGUUCACAGUUUUAACAACCUCUGCUGAACUUGAUUUUGUUCCAGUAUUUACUAGUGGAAUUGUAUUUUCAAACUAUCUUUAUAAACGUCUGUGCUGAUUAGUGUUAAUGCAAUAUUCAGUUUCUUAAAACAAAAUCAGCUUUGUCAUUUUUGUUUUGACCCUGCACAUUGUGGACCAUUAUUUUUUUCUGCAAACUGUCACAGCUGGCUUUAACAUCGUUGAUACCUUAAGUGCUUUUAAGUUUCCAGUGGAGUGGCUUGGAGAAAAGACUGCUCUGUUAACACAUCACUAUGCAGAUCCUGGAACUUGAUUGGAAUGUUGGAUAUAUUUCUUGUGCUCUUAGUGGUCAUUUAGUUUAAAAAAAAAAUGUUUUUUCAAACUGCUUGAGGCAUUUCAGACACUUUGCUGUUGGAAGUACCUAUGGGCUUUUUGUAUAUAAAUAGGGCUUCACCCUUAAAGUUGCUGCAUUCGACUCUUUUUUUUAAAUGUCUAUUACUGAGGGGGUUGCAAGCUACUUUUGGUGCACACGUUAAUGAAUCCCUGUCUUAAGAUCCAACUCUUUUUAAUGGCUUUUUACAGCAAACAAAAUUUAUUUAAUUUGAAGUCAGCCUGCUUCCCACAGGGUGUUUAUAAUUGCCAUCUUUGCAUCAGAAGUUUGUAUCUGAUAAACAAUAUCCACUUUACUGUUGAACAGGAAGGGUGACAUUUUUGAAAGUUGUUGGAUUCAGAUAAUUACUGUAAUUCUGCACUUUACUGAUAGAAAUAAGAAUUAAAAUGGCACAUUGGCCAUGUAUGUCUUAAAUGAAGCAUUCACAAUAAAAUACAAAACUUGCC